AUGUUGCGCCAUCUAUUCGAGAAGUUUAUAAAUGGAGCGGCAAUACCGGAAGUUUGGAAGGAAGCUUGGAUCACACCAAUCCAUAAAAAAGGAGUGAAAAGUGAGUGCCAAAACUAUAGAUGCAUUUCAGUAACGAGUACCUUCAGUAGAAUAUAUGGGAAAAUAUUGAGAAAAAUAAUCGAAGACGAAUACGAUCCCUAUGAUAUUGAACAACAAUCAGGUUUCAGAGCUGGCAGGUCAUGUGUAGACAACAUCUUCAGCAUCAACCAAAUAAAUGAGAAAAAAACAGCAACAAAUCGAGAAGUUCACCUUCUAUUUGUAGACCUCACGAGGGCAUACGAUACAGUUCCGAUAAAGAAACUGUGGCAGGUAUUAGAAAUGUCACCAAUCAACAGCACGGCAAUCAGUGCAAUAAAACAAUUAUACGGACAAUCUUACUCAAGAGUAAAACUGGGAAAAUCUCUCUCGCCAACCUUCACAGUUACAAAAGGUCUCAGGCAGGGCUGCUGUUUAUCCACCACUCUAUUUAAAAUAUACUUAAAUGAAGCUUUGAAGAGAUGGAGAAGAUCUUGCCAUGGAAUGGGAAUUCAGCUUACAGACGAUACAGCACUUUACACACUUCACUUUGCGGAUGAUCAAGUUGUGAUUGCACAAGAUAAAGAAGAUCUGGAGUUCAUGUCAAGAAGACUUUUCGAAGAAUACCAAAAUUGGGGUCUCACAGUAAAUCUAAGAAAAACCAAAUAUAUGUGCGUUGGCGGAGAGAAAGAAAAGUUGAGGGUGAAUGACGACGUUGAAAUAGACGCCUGCGAUGAAUACAUCUAUUUAGGGACGAAAAUAACAGCAGAUGGAAGAACACAAAACGAAAUAGAGAGCAGAAUAAACAAGGGAAAAACAACCAUAAGACACUUAAACUCGAUCCUAUGGUCCAAAAGCAUUUCAGCUGAGAAGAAACGCUAUAUUUAUUCCUCUGUGUUCAAGAGUAUCGUCCUAUAUGGAAGUGAAACAUGGCAGUUAACAAAAAGCCUUGAAAAAAGACUUCUAGCUCUUGAAAUGGACUUUUGGCGAAGAUCAGCCCGAGUAUCGCGAAUGGAUAGGAUGAGAAAUGAAAGAGUAAGGGAACUUAUGAAGGUAGAAAAAACAAUAAUAGAGGAUACUCAGCAGAAGCAGCUCAUUUGGUAUGGACAUGUUGAGAGAAUGUCAGAUCAAAGAAUUCCUAAACUUGCUCUGAAGUGGGUACCGAGGGAAAGGAAGAAGCGAGGAAGGCCAAAGGUUACCUGGAUGAGCGGCAUACAAAAAGCAAUGUCUGAGAGAAAUCUGAGACCAGGAGAAUGGGAGGAUAGAAGAGGCUGGAGACUGGGAACCGGAAGGCGUAGGACGCUAUAA
This is a messenger RNA of Coccinella septempunctata (seven-spotted ladybird), 1383 nucleotides long. RefSeq lists its product as uncharacterized. Lineage: Eukaryota; Metazoa; Arthropoda; Insecta; Coleoptera; Coccinellidae. The transcript has a single exon. The record is from RefSeq and is a predicted model, not a curated record. The coding region runs from base 1 to 1383 and encodes 460 amino acids.